Messenger RNA from Saprolegnia diclina VS20, 2189 nucleotides. RefSeq lists its product as hypothetical. The transcript has 7 exons. The record is from RefSeq and is a predicted model, not a curated record. Lineage: Eukaryota; Oomycota; Saprolegniomycetes; Saprolegniales; Saprolegniaceae. The coding region runs from base 18 to 2162 and encodes 714 amino acids.
GCGCCAAGGAGGUCUCCAUGGCGUACUACGUAGCGCAGCGACCGCAGUCGGCGCGGCCUCACGUGCCAACGCGGCCGCCGCCAAAGGCCGCGAGCGGGCACAUGACGCUCGCGACGUUUCGGUUUGCACCCGACUCGAACAACCUCGAGCGCACGCCGGAGCUCAUCAACGUCCAGAGCAACGUCCAUGCGCUGCUGAGCCUCAUGGCCGACGACUCGAGCAUGGGUCUGCACCAGCCGACGCGCAUGCUGCAGGCGUCUCGCUUCCGCACGCAUUUGCCGAGCACGGUGCUCAUCGGGCCGCACUGCGAUCUAUACGCGUGGUACGUGACGUCCAAGGACGGCCACGUCGUUCGGAAACACAAGAGCAACUGCAACUGGAAGAGUGUGCUCCAGGCCUUUUGCGGGCACAUGAACAAGGGCUUCUCGCCUCUGAGCCACCGGGGCGCGCGCACAGCGUGCCGCGACCAUUGGCCCGUCGCGGUGGCCAAGUUUGUCGACGGACGCAUGCGGCUGCUCUCGGGCGCCGCGCUAAUUGCCCUUGUGAAAAGCCUCGAGGCGAGCGCGCCGGGGGACACGGACUUUGCGGCGCUUCCAUUUUGUCUGACGCAGUUUGUGCCACCGGCCAAGCGCGUGCGCUACCUGAGCGUCUACACUGUGGUUGAAGGCGCCGGCGACUGCCACGUUGUUGUAGCCGAGCUACCUCCGUUCUACCGAGAACAAGUGCACAGCGACACGCCGACGACGGAUGGCAAUAUUAACACGGACCCAAUACAAGUCGUCCAACACGAAAGCAGCAUGCUGCUCGGCGAGGCGAUUCAGAAGGAGACGACGCUCUUGGCGCGCCAUGUCAACCGCCGCAACGCCGCCACGGGCACGCCGGUCGUGCACCAGCUCAUUCUCGAGUACAUGGUCCACGCCAAGGACGGCGAGGUCUACCUAAGCUCAAUCCUCGGUGUGAGCUGGCAAAACGGCGAGCAGGUGCAGUUGGUGGACGCUGUCACCAACAACACGGAGCCGGAGCCGAGUGCACCCGCGCCCCCGACGGCCGCGGUGGCGCAGCAAAUCUUCAAGUUUUCACGCAGCUUGAAAGGCUCCCAAGCACGAUGCGAGGUGGCGGAGCGGCAGGUCUUGCACUACCUGAGCGAGGCGGAGAAGGCGAAAGCGCAGGUGUCGGUGCUCCACGACCACUUGCAGCGCACGUCCGAGCAGCUGCAAGUGGCGUGCGAGGCGACGCCGCACAAGAUGCGCAUCGAAGCCCUCGAGACGGCGCUCCGCAAAGCCAAUCAGCGAGUCGAGACGCUCGAAGAGCAGCUCCACGUCGAGCGACAAACGCGGGUCGAGGGCGCGACGCUCCUCACCAACGAGCGCAACACGUUUUGCGUGGCACUGCAGCAAGCGCAAGCCAAGAUCGAGACACUCGCAAACGACCUCGAGCUGGCGACGUCGACCGAGGCGAGUGCGAGUCGGGCGCUGAGUGUAGAAACCACGGCCCACGCGCGAACCCAGCAGCUGCUGGCAGGGCUCGAAGCGCUUCUCGCUCAGCAAAAGGACAUUCACGCUGCCCACGUAGCCAAAAUUCGAUCGCUCGAAGACGACUUGACCAAGACGACCGAAGACCGGGACCACCUCCAGCGCCUCGUGCCGUAUGCCAAUAUCAAGAAGGCGGCCUAUUGCAAGCGAAUGCACUUGCACGACCUGUACUUGGGCUGGCCCGACUGGCAGCUGCAAGUCGAGUGCCUCGACCGCGUCCUCUCGAUGCACGUGCUCACGCUCCAGAAGACCUUCGACCACUUUCAGCCUAUGAAGUUGCCGGUGCUUAUCGAGUCGACGUCGAUUACGCGCACGUAUCCGCUGAUCCACCACCGGCUCAACUUUGCCCAGCUCUGCGAGUGCAUGCGUCUCUGUGGCGUGCUCACCACGCGGUUUACGACGGCGGUGCUUGAGACCGUCUUUCUCAAGUGCACGGAAAAGUCGUUUGCCAAACAAACCAAGGGCCCCACCACCGCCGGCGUCGGACGGCCACGCGGCAUGUCGUUCAUGGAAUUCAUCGAGUGCAUCGUCCGCGUCGCGCUGCUCAAAUGCAAGUCCUCUCACAUGGCCGCCGAGUCGGUUCAAAGCUUCAUGGACACGCACUUGGUGCCCGCCGAGCAAAAGUGGUAAUGACGACAGCUUUGCGUUGACUUCCAG